GAGUUGGUGUUGGGGUCCACGUCGGGUUGAGGAGUUGGAGGCUGGGGCCAGGUACGGGACAGGACGUACAGGUUUCGUUUGCAGGUGGCUAGCAUUGGAGAGGGUCUCAAUGAAGGAAUUCGAGUGGACUGGUGUGUAAGCGAGGUUUUUCCUGUAGAAGCGUAGAUGGAGUAACCGUCCGCCUCCUUUCUCACUGUUGUUGUUCAAGUCGCCGUCCCCAUUUCAGUCUAGCUUGGGGACACUCGUACAUUUUAUUACACCGAUGCAAGAGCUUGAAUCCCUUCACUCACCACGAGCCACCGUUCACACCUAUAAUAACACCGUACUCGGCCAGCACCGUGCGACCUGCGUCGGGUGUUCCACAGGCCCUGCUCAUGAGAUUGGGUUGUCCAAGUUGUCUUUAAAGUUGAACUGCCAUGGCAAAGUCGGUGAGAGAAGGACUCGUCGCAAAACACCAACUUCCAGAUCCAAACACAGCAGCCCCGAUACUCCCGUCUCCAAAUUGCCAUUUGCUUGUCCGAGGUAUCCCGACACCGCCAUCAAGCCCCCGCGUCAGCAGCUAGAGAACACCUGGAACACAGAGGCAACCCCACCACACCACAGGCACUCUUGGUUCUGUGUUCUGUUGGACAGCGCGCACACACACAACAGCAAGCACUGUCCUGCCCUUCCCCGUCAUCAAGAUCUACACCUCCCCUUACACGUAGUAACGGGGAAUAACAUAAUUGGAGGCCAUUGGGGACAGCUUCUGGAGCAAAGCACAAACAGUCCAUUGGUAUGACAAUGUUCCUCUUAUCUUUUUCGGUUUUUGCACUUUUUUCUACCCCACGUCGGCGGUCUCGAGUCGCUCUUUCCAUCUUGUCGACUGCCCUUCGUUCUCCCUAGACAACCACUGAGAGCC
Messenger RNA from Canariomyces notabilis, 901 nucleotides. RefSeq lists its product as uncharacterized. The record is from RefSeq and is a predicted model, not a curated record. NCBI's taxonomy places the organism in Eukaryota, Fungi, Ascomycota, Sordariomycetes, Sordariales, Chaetomiaceae. The coding region runs from base 263 to 781 and encodes 172 amino acids. The transcript is spliced from 2 exons.